Messenger RNA from Dromiciops gliroides (monito del monte), 801 nucleotides. Its product is annotated as cell surface glycoprotein CD200 receptor 1-like. The transcript has 6 exons. Gene Ontology annotation, molecular function: signaling receptor activity. Bases 1 to 801 code for a protein of 266 amino acids. Lineage: Eukaryota; Metazoa; Chordata; Mammalia; Microbiotheria; Microbiotheriidae. Gene Ontology annotation, biological process: regulation of neuroinflammatory response. The record is from RefSeq and is a predicted model, not a curated record. Gene Ontology annotation, cellular component: external side of plasma membrane.
AUGGAUCCAAGUGGAAAUGAUGCUUAUGGAUACACUGCUGAAUGUUCAACCCAACGACCUAGAAGUUCAGCCCUGGCCAAGAGGCAGACACAUCUGAGCUCCAGUAAGAUCACCACAGCUGUUGACUCUUCAGUGUCUGUAUGGGUGCAUACCAAGGCUGUUUUCUCCUGCUAUACUUACCCAAUGAAGAAUCUUAUAAUGGCUAUGUGGAAAAUACUUCCCAGAGACAAAAUUCCAUGUAUCAUGACCUACAGAUCAGAUAAGAAUGAAACCAAGGAAACAAACUGUUCUGAUAAGAGGAUAACCUGGGAAUCUAGGCCUGAUCAGAAUCUUGCCCUCCAGAUAGACUCAGUGAAAACUGAAGAUGAUGGGUAUUACGAAUGCGUUAUUGCAACAUCUGAUGGGAUUUUCCAAUCUGGCCAUCAUCUCAACGUGUUAGUGCCUCCUGAAACAAUCUUGUCUGCAGAUGGGAAUGGGACUGUUAGGUGUGAAGCUUCUACUGGGAAGCCAGCUGCCCAGAUCUCAUGGGUCCCUGAGGGCUAUUGCCUCAGUGUGAACGAAACUCAUAGCGACAGGACAGUGACUGUGAAAAGUAUAUGUCACUGGGAUGGACUCAAUGAAACUGAGGUGACCUGCUUCAUUUUCCAUUUGACUGGCAACAAGAAUCUGUCCACAGAACUUCUACCUUCUCAUCUCAAGCAUUCCAGACUAUUGUUACUCUACAACAGCCUCUAUGUUCUCUUGGGCUUAAUGACCAUCAUAGGAUUCAUCCUCAUUUGGAAGGUUGUUUGCCACAGGUGA